AUGGAAACGUUAGACAAACUCAUCCAAAUAUUAGGCCCUCUCAUCCAAACGUUAGACUCUCUCAUGCAAACGUUAUACCCAUUCAUCCAAAAGUUAGACCGACUAAUACAGACGUUAGAAGCUCUCAUUCAAACGUUAGUCCCUCUCAUCCAUACGUUAAGCCUUCUUAUCCAAACGUUAGACCUUUUCAUGCAAACGUUAGACCAACUUAUUCAAACGUUAGACAUACUCAUCCAAACGUCAGAUCUUCUCAUCCAAACGUUAGACCCUUUCCUGCGAACGUUAGACACUCUCAUCCAAACGUUAGACCCGCUCAUCCAAACGUUAGGCCCUCUCAUCCAAACAUUAGGACCUCUUAUGCAAACGUUAGACCCACUCAUUAAGACGAUAGAUCUUCUCAUCCAAACGUUUGGUGCUCUCAUCCAAACGCUAGACCCAGUCAUCAAAACGUUAGAUCCUCUCGUCCAUACGUUAGACCCCAUUCAUCCGAACGCUUGUCCAUCUCAUUCAAACGCUAGACCCACUCAUCCAAACUUUAGGCCCACUCAUUCUAGCGUUAGACCCUCUCAUCCAAAGGUUAAACCCUCUCAUGGAAACCUUAGACACACUCAUCCAAACGUUAGAUUUUCUCAUCUAAACGUUAGACCUUCUCAUUCAAACGUUAGACCCUCUCAUGCAAACGUUAGAUCCUCUCAUGCAAACGUUAGACUCACUCAUCCAAACGUUAGACCUUCUCUUCCAAACGUUAUACCCUCUCAUGCAAACGUUAGACCGACUAAUACAAACGUUAGUCCCUCUCAUCCGUACGUUAGGCCUUCUCAUCCAAACGAUAGACCGUCUCGUGCAAACGUUAGACCAAGUCAUCCAAACGUUAGACUCUCUCGUCCAUACGUUAGGCCUUCUCAUCCAAACGUUAGACCCUCUCAUUCAAACGUCAAACCCUCUCAUGCAAGCGUUAGACACUCUCAUCCAAACGUUUGA
Molecule: messenger RNA, 981 nt
Organism: Acanthosepion pharaonis
Lineage: Eukaryota; Metazoa; Mollusca; Cephalopoda; Sepiida; Sepiidae
Source: the annotation of a GenBank genome assembly